Molecule: messenger RNA, 414 nt
Organism: Helobdella robusta
Lineage: Eukaryota; Metazoa; Annelida; Clitellata; Rhynchobdellida; Glossiphoniidae
Exons: 3
Coding region: 1-414 (137 amino acids)
Source: RefSeq, a predicted model, not a curated record
AUGGAGGAUACCAUAGGAGUACCUAUCUCACGUUUUACCUAUCAGCAACGCUUUCAAACAUUUCACGCACUCAAAACACUCUGUUCAAUUGGUCUCAGAGGCAUCAAAUUAUUCGACAUCACCGAAUCACUCAUCAUCUCACGCAUCAAAUAUGCAGCUCCCUCCUGGUCAGGUUUUGCCACGCAACAACAACUUCAGCAGCUACAAUCUCUCAUCAAAAAACUAAUUCGCUUCAACUACCUACCUGCAUCAUACCCUACCGUCACCCAGAUAUUCAACACACUUGAUUCAAGGCUGUUCAAGAAAAUAGAAAAUAACAACAACCACCGCAGACAUAACUAUCAAGUCGUCGCCCAAUCUACAUACCAGGAAAAGACCUUCAUCACAAGACACCUCAAACAUAUUAGCACUUGA